AUGGCUGCCUCCGCUGAAAUGUUGUGCUCUAUGGCCGCUUUGGUCCUUAAGGACGCUGGCAAGGAAAUCACCGGCGAGGCCAUCAGUGCUGUGCUCAAGUCCAUCAACGCCGAGGUCGAGUCUUACUGGCCCAAGCUCUUCGCUCAGGCUCUCGAGGGGCUCGACAUCGACUCUCUCAUGACUGCCGUCGGGUCUGCCGCCCCCGCCGCCGCUGGAGCUGUCGCUGGCGGUGCAACGACUGCUGCUGCCGAGCCCGCGGCCGCCGAGAAGAAGGAAGAAGAGAAGGAAGAGGAGGAGGACGACGAUAUGGGAUUCUCUCUCUUUGACUAA
Gregarina niphandrodes is the source of this 330-nucleotide messenger RNA. Its product is annotated as 60S acidic ribosomal protein P1. The record is from RefSeq and is a predicted model, not a curated record. Gene Ontology annotation, cellular component: cytosolic large ribosomal subunit; ribosome. Bases 1 to 330 code for a protein of 109 amino acids. Lineage: Eukaryota; Apicomplexa; Conoidasida; Eugregarinorida; Gregarinidae. Gene Ontology annotation, molecular function: structural constituent of ribosome; ribonucleoprotein complex binding; protein kinase activator activity. The transcript has a single exon. Gene Ontology annotation, biological process: translational elongation; cytoplasmic translation.